AUGCCUGCCGAAUACAAACGACUCAACGCGGAAGACUGUGUCUUUCUGUUUGUGGACCACCAGUCCGGCCUCAUCCAGUUGGUCCGCGAUUUUGACCCUCACGAAUUCCACACCAAUGUUAUUGCACUGGCUAGGGUCGCCAGCUACUUCAAGGCCCCGUCUAUUAUCACAACGUCGUUUGAGACCGGACCCAACGGGCCUAUUGCCAAGGAGCUCCCCGACAUGCUUCCCGACGCCCCGGUGAUUCGGCGCCCCGGUCAAAUCAAUGCCAUGGACAAUGAGGACUUUGCCAAUGCGGUCAAGGCAACGGGCAAGAAGCAGAUUGUUAUCAGUGGUGUUCUGACGGAAGUUUGCGUCGCCUUCCCUGCCCUUAGCUUGAUUGAGCAAGGAUACGACGUCUUUGUCGUUACAGAUGCAUCCGGCACCUUUGCCGAGCACACGAGGGAAGCCGCCCAUAAACGAAUGGCUCAGGCUGGCUGCCAGUUGCUUAACUGGGCAGCUGUUGCUGCAGAACUUCAUAGAGACUGGCGCCGGGACAUUGAGGGUUUUGGAGCUAUUUGGCGCGAUCACAUCCCCGCUUACUGGUGCUUAAUGCAGAGUUACGAGUCUGCUGGCAAGAACAAUGCCAAAUAG
Messenger RNA from Metarhizium brunneum ARSEF 3297, 633 nucleotides. RefSeq lists its product as uncharacterized. The record is from RefSeq and is a predicted model, not a curated record. NCBI's taxonomy places the organism in Eukaryota, Fungi, Ascomycota, Sordariomycetes, Hypocreales, Clavicipitaceae.